This is a messenger RNA of Neoarius graeffei (lesser salmon catfish), 3187 nucleotides long. It is a transcript of the gene rac3a, whose product is annotated as Rac family small GTPase 3a. Gene Ontology annotation, biological process: establishment or maintenance of cell polarity; actin filament organization; regulation of cell shape. Gene Ontology annotation, cellular component: cytoplasmic vesicle; plasma membrane; cytoskeleton. The record is from RefSeq and is a predicted model, not a curated record. The transcript is spliced from 6 exons. Gene Ontology annotation, molecular function: GTP binding; GTPase activity; protein kinase binding. Bases 66 to 644 code for a protein of 192 amino acids. NCBI's taxonomy places the organism in Eukaryota, Metazoa, Chordata, Actinopteri, Siluriformes, Ariidae.
CCACCAUCUCACAUCCCUGCUGGAGCAUCGCGCUUGUGUGCGUUCACACCACCUUCUCUUUCCAAAUGCAAGCCAUCAAAUGCGUCGUGGUCGGUGAUGGAGCCGUGGGUAAAACAUGCCUGCUCAUCAGCUACACCACCAACGCUUUCCCGGGAGAAUACAUCCCUACAGUUUUUGAUAAUUACUCUGCCAAUGUGAUGGUGGAUGGGAAACCUGUAAACCUGGGAUUAUGGGAUACGGCGGGGCAGGAGGAUUACGACCGUCUCCGUCCGCUCUCCUACCCUCAGACGGAUGUGUUUUUGAUCUGCUUCUCACUGGUGAGCCCGGCUUCAUUCGAAAAUGUCAGAGCAAAGUGGUAUCCUGAAGUGCGUCACCACUGUCCCAACACGCCCAUCAUUCUGGUGGGAACCAAGCUGGAUCUACGGGACGAUAAGGACACCAUCGAGCGCCUAAGGGACAAAAAGCUGUCCCCCAUCACCUAUCCUCAGGGUCUCGCCAUGGCCAGAGAGAUCGGAGCAGUGAAGUAUCUGGAGUGUUCGGCUCUGACCCAGAGAGGGCUGAAGACCGUGUUCGACGAGGCCAUCCGCGCCGUCCUCUGCCCUCCGCCCGUCAAGAAGAGAGGGAAGAAGUGUACGGUGUUUUAAAAAAAGAACAUAUUCACACACUCUCUCUUGCACAGAGUGUUUCACUUCAACACACAGUCAUCAUACUGAGUUCCUAGUGGCCGAUUUGGAGAGACGGAGUAAAAACAUGAAAGGUGAAACAUCACACACUGGAGUUUUAGAUAUACAGCGCAGCAGGAUUAAAAAAUAGUGAAAGGACAACACAGGAUCGUGCCAAAUUUCCUCUCGUCCCUAUUUCUGAACUCAAUUGCCUUAAUUGGUGCUUAAUUUGUGGUAAUGAGAAGGUCCUUGAUAUAUACUCCUUGCAUGCGCUAAUAUUUGGUUUGGGGAUAUAUUGUGAUAUUUAACACAAUCUUUGCAGUUUAAUUUGUGGACAAAUUAAGUUAAACUUUUAUUUCAAAGGCUAAGUCUCGGGUAUGUGUUCGUAAUUACAUCAUUACUAAAAUGUAAAAAAAUUCGGAAAAGAUUGUACUUUUUUUUUUUUUUUUAAACCAAAUUUCUACAAAGUAUAAAACGAAAUGAAAAGUUAGUUAUUGUUGUGCUAGUAAAGAAUCAAUACUGACACACACGCAUGGGUGUUUCUGAGUUGAAUGGGCGGAGCUUAAGUUGUAUUCGAGCCAGUUGCAAACUUGAUCACGUGACCUUACAAUAAAAGUUUAGCAAACUUAAGCUAGCUUACUAUCAAACUCUCCUGGCUUUGAUUACACGAUAAAACAUCUAGUGUAAAAAUGACUUGGUUAGCGAUGUAACAUCAGGUAGCUACUCCUGGAUUGAUAAUGUUUACAUAUCUGACUAGCUUAGCAAAUAUUUAGAAUGUUUUUUUAUUGUGUCUUUAAAUCAGUAUUUAAAAGAAGAAACUCUAAAAAUAGCAGUAAUUUUUUUUUUUUUUUUUUUAAUACAAACUGUAAUCAGCUCAUUCAAUAAGCUCCGCCUACACUGACACAAAGACACCUGUCGAUCAGUAAAAUCAGGACGUGCAAACGACCAAUACACACACGGUCCCCCUGUACACAUUUUCUGAAUUCCUUUGUGGAGAUUUUUUUUCUCGUCGCUAACACUUCGGGGCAACGUGGGCAUCGUUUUUUAUUUUUCUUAUUUUUUCUUCUUUCUUUAUUGAUCUGUGAAAUGUGUCUGAAGUCUGUGUAAAUAGAUAUUGUGAAUAACUUGAGGACCGAAUUGACGCCGUCUCUCGUUCUUGACUGUAAAGUAAAUCUAAAAUAAUAAUGAUAAUAAUUAAAAAAAAUCACCUACUGGAUACAGCUCUUUUAAUUUCGGUGUUUGUGUGUGACUACUGUAUGUGAUGGCGUUUUACAGCACAAGAAAAACGAAAGGGUGAUUUUACUAAAAUGUGUAUAUUUAAAGUCAGUCAGUGUCUGAAGCUCAGCCGGGUAUCAAAUUUACAGAAAAACUUUGGCUAAAAAUGAAAUGUCCACAAAAUUUUGCACUGGAGCUGCGAAGGCUAAUCUGUGUUCGGUUUAGCGUCGUGGUGAAAACCACAUACAUCACACACACUGACCUCAAAAUGGCGUUAAAGAGUUGUUUAGGAUGUGAACUAGAUUUACUGAUGUGGUUUCUGACACCAUAUUGGACACUGAAAGCUGUAAAAACAAGCAAAAGUAUGUCACAACGCUAAAAACAGUCGGCCAUUUUGAAAAAGGAAUUUUUAGGGGUUUUUUUUCCCCUCAGCACAAAUAUAAUUUGUGUUUUUAAACAUGAUCCACUUGUUGCUCAAGUCAUAAUUGUUGUGAAUACACAGUGUUGCUGGGAAACAGGGACAGUGCUUGAUUACAAGCUAGCUGAGCUAAUCAGUCAUAACUGACUAGCUAGCAACUUGUUUCUUUUAUGUGGACGAUGUUAAGUCAUAGUGACUGUGACAAUGAAUAAAAAUGUCAGGAAUGUCAACUUUUACUUCAGAUUUGUUGGUAAAUUAUUCAGAAAGUGCUCCAAACUACUAAAAUCAAACCAACUCUUUGCUAAUUAGCUACAUUAGCGUUGUAGCUCCAGUGCAAAACUAAAGCGAAUAUCAGACACCAGACAUCUUGGCUGAUUUGGUGUGAAGUGGAAACUGUGUACGUUUUACUUUUAGCUGAAAUUUUCUCUCUUUUUAUUUUUUGGAGGUUCUUUACAUUACAGUAUUGUAUGCAUAUUUAAUUAUUGUUGUUUUUUUUUGUAAACUGGAACUUUUCCGUCCUUGGAUUUCGCUCCAUAUUUUGCAGUAUACUAGCUAAAAUGUGCCAUUGUGGAUUGUUUGUUUUUUGUGUGGCUAGCAUGCCAAAUUUUCAACUUUAGACAAGAUAUGCGUCUAACUGCAUUUCUACUUUUUUGCCUUUUAAUUUUACUAAGAGUGUAUGGAUGCGCGUGUGUGUGAGAGUGAGCAAAAUUGUUAGACGUGUAAAAAACAAAACAAAACCAUGUGUUGUUCGGUGUUACAACAUGAUGAUGGUGGAUCUCCACCUUCACCUCACAGUUGGUUUCUGUAGACACAAUAACAAUCAGAACCCCUUUUGAAUUGUUACUAAAAUGAACCUCUUGUGUGUAUGAUAUGAGUUUAAAAUGUACGCAUU